CCAUUAUUCCAAGGCUUGACCAGCAACGCUCUUGACUGCAACCUCAGCAGAGACUCAAAUGUCUCGCCUCCUUCCAUCAAUUGCUCUGUUAUUAUGGUAUGCCAUUGCUUUUCUUCUUGUUUCAAAUUUGGGCUCUGCUUCAAGCCUCAAUGCAACAAAUGGACACACAAAACGCAGACAUGAGGUAAUUGUUGCUCACAAUGGAGCAGUUGCCACUGAUGACCGUCGAUGUUCUAAGAUUGGGAUCGGUGUUCUCCGUGAAGGAGGGCAUGCUGUGGAUGCAGCUGUGGCUGCUUCUCUUUGUUUGGGGGUUGUGAGUCCAGCUUCAAGUGGCCUUGGUGGUGGAGCAUUUAUGCUUCUCAGGUUAUCUAAUGGGGUUGCAAAGGCCUUUGAUAUGAGAGAAACUGCUCCUAUUCUUGCUUCUGAGAAUAUGUAUGCUGGAAAUACUACUUUGAAGGCUAAAGGUGGCCUCUCUGUAGCAGUACCUGGACAACUUGCUGGCCUUCACAAGGCGUGGAAACAACAUGGGAAGCUUCCAUGGCAGAGACUUGUAAAGCCAGCUGAGAUACUUGCUCGUAGAGGGUUUAAGAUAUCACCAUACCUCCGCUUGCAGAUGGAACAAUCAGAAUCAGAUAUAUUGAAAGACACGGGUCUUCGUAGUGUAUUUGCACCAAAUGGAAAAAUCUUGAAUAUUGGUGACACAUGCUACAAUAAGAAGCUAGCGGAAACUCUAAGAACAAUAUCGAAGUUUGGUCCACAAGCCUUCUAUGAUGGAUUGAUUGGCCUUAAUUUAGUUAGAGAUGUUCAAAAGGCUGGAGGGAUAUUAACAAUGAAAGACCUCAAAAGAUACACUGUUAAACAAAAGGAACCUAUAUCUACAGAUGUUCUUGGACUAAAAAUCCUUGGCAUGCCUCCUCCUUCAGGAGGGCCUCCAAUGAUGCUAUUGUUGAACAUUCUUGCACAGUAUGAGCUUCCUUCUGGCCUUUCUGGUGCCCUUGGGAUCCAUCGAGAAAUUGAAGCAUUGAAACAUGUAUUUGCUGUGAGAAUGAAUCUUGGUGAUCCUGAUUUUGUAAAUGUAACUGGGGUUGUUUCUGAUAUGCUUUCGCGUGAGUUUGCUGAAGUGUUAAAAAAAGACAUCAACGAUAAUGGGACUUUUGGUCCCCGUCAUUAUGGUGGCAGGUGGAAUCAGAUCUAUGAUCAUGGUACAAGUCAUGUAAGCAUAAUAGAUCAUGAGCGCAAUGCCAUUUCCAUGACUGUAACAAUAAAUGCAUAUUUUGGUGCAAAGAUCCUUUCACCAACUACAGGAAUAGUUCUGAACAAUGAGAUGGAUGAUUUUUCCAUGCCUAGAAAUGUUUCCAAUGAUGUUCCCCCACCAGCUCCUGCCAAUUUUAUUAAGCCAGGAAAGCGUCCAUUAUCAUCUAUGUCACCAACUAUUGCCCUCAAGGAUGGCAAACUGAAAGCAGUAGUAGGUGCAAGUGGAGGAGUAAUGAUAAUUGGUGGAACUUCAGAGGUUCUUUUGAAUCACUUUGUAAGAGGAAUGGAUCCUUUUUCUUCUAUAAUGGCUCCAAGGGUCUAUCAUCAGCUGAUACCAAAUGUGGUCAAUUAUGAGAAUUGGACCACCGUGAGUGGUGACCACUUUGAACUUCCUGCUGAUAUAAGGGCAGCCCUUAGAAGUAAGGGUCAUGUCCUACAGGGCAUUGCUGGUGGGACUAUUUGCCAAUUUAUUGUUCAAGAAGACAUUCAGCCUUCAGGCAGAAGAAAUGAAGUUAUGGGAAAGCUUGUGGCUGUGAGUGAUCCCAGAAAGGGUGGUUUUCCUGCAGGCUUUUAGAUAAUUCAUUAACAUUGUGGAUGAAACCAAGAAAGGGUGGUUUUACUUUUUCAUGCUUCCUUCCUCUCUUGGUAGCUAUAUUUUAAGAAUGGGAAUAUAAAAUCUCCAUAAUUUUUCUUCUAGUUAUCUCAACAACUAGUGGUUUCCCGCUUAUGAAUAGCUUGCUUGGUGACUCGUGACUCAAACAAGAAUGCUGCUUUCAGCCAGCUUUUUCUAUGCUGGUGCUUUGGACGAAAAUAUGUCC
Gastrolobium bilobum is the source of this 2072-nucleotide messenger RNA. Its product is annotated as alanine--glyoxylate aminotransferase 2 homolog 1, mitochondrial-like. The record is from RefSeq and is a predicted model, not a curated record. Bases 59 to 1828 code for a protein of 589 amino acids. Gene Ontology annotation, cellular component: plasma membrane; mitochondrion. Gene Ontology annotation, molecular function: L-alanine:glyoxylate transaminase activity; glutathione gamma-glutamate hydrolase; pyridoxal phosphate binding. The transcript has 7 exons. Gene Ontology annotation, biological process: glyoxylate catabolic process; glutathione catabolic process. NCBI's taxonomy places the organism in Eukaryota, Viridiplantae, Streptophyta, Magnoliopsida, Fabales, Fabaceae.